Sebastes umbrosus (honeycomb rockfish) is the source of this 4167-nucleotide messenger RNA. RefSeq names its product DENN/MADD domain containing 2C (gene dennd2c). Lineage: Eukaryota; Metazoa; Chordata; Actinopteri; Perciformes; Sebastidae. The record is from RefSeq and is a predicted model, not a curated record. The transcript has 19 exons. The coding region runs from base 503 to 3310 and encodes 935 amino acids.
UUGGCUUGACAUCAGCUAGUGUGAGUAGGAGGGCGAGGAGUGCUCUGCUCUACUUCUCUCUAGUCAAUGGACACUUUCUUUGUUGUUGUGUGUAGUUAUUAGUACAGCGGACAUGCUCAACGCUUCAUAAAAGUCCAUUUGAUCUAAUAAGUGAUCAAUAACUGGCUGUGGACUCAUUCACACUGCUAACCUCUACCGGUGUGAACGAUGCGAGACGACUCGGGUUUUAUUUGUUUCAUCUUAUCGAGAGGAAAAUGAGGGAAGAACAUGAGUUUUGCUCAUCAUUUUAAACUACUAGAGGUUGUUUACAAGAGGAGACAAGGAGGAAAUGACACUCUGCUAGCACAAUAAGACGCACAAAGGAAUCAGUUACAGUCAUAAACCUCGUGGCGCCCCCUGCUUUUACUCAUCGUUUCUGGAUUAAUUGACAACAGAUUACGUGGCUUUUGCCUGUCCGUCUUUGUGAGGAAAUCCCCGAUGCAUUCGUUUGCCCCCUCUCAACAUGCUGGCUCUGAGGCUGGAGCAGGGCAGGCGAGGGGGUGGUGAAGUUGAUCGCCUGCAGAAAGGGGUCACUGUGGCUCGGCAGGGCCGCCAGUCAGGGAGGCCCCCUUCUCACGAGCAGGGCAUCAGCACCAUCAGGGAGAAGAUCUCUCAGUGGGAAGGUCGCAGCCAGGAUGCCGGGGUGAAGGAGCAUCCUCCGACCGUAUCCCGAACUCUGUCUGGAGAUGUCCUGGGCUGCAACGGACGUUCCAGCGACGGGUCGAGAGGGGGGCUUCACACAAAACCUAUCUACUCACAAUCUAAGAGUUUGGACUUAGAUUAUCGGGAAUCCCCGGCACAAGCUGGGCAUGGUGUGGUUGGUAGGAAGUCAGAACCUCUGCAGAAAUGUUCCACGGAAUUUUCAACCACAACCCCAGGAAAUAAACCACUUGCAACACAAAUGUUUGCGUCUCCCAAAGGGGAAGCUAACUCUACAGGUAAACCAAUCUUCACCGCCAACGGCGACCAAAAAACGGAUCGUAUCUUGGAUGUUGAAGUAGUUUCUAAACUUCUACCUCUGUCAACCGAUUACCAAGAUGACAACAUGCCCGCUGGAAACUUCUACACUUCCCGGGGUUUCUGGCGUAAGCUGGAGGGGGACAGGCUGCUGUGGGAGAAAGGAAGGGAGUCUUCAGGUGAAGCUCAGCCUCCUCCCAAACCUCUGCGGACAUUCCAGUAUCAGGGAGCCAACAACAACAUCACGGGGCACGCCGUGCGACGGGACAGCAGAUCACCUCAUAGCAACCACUCCAAUGGGAGGAGUAGAAGGGUGGCCCACCCACCGAGCUUCCCACCUCCUCCAUGUCCUGUAGCAAAGACUAAUGGGCUUUCAAGGCAUAAAAAGAACAGGAAGUCCUUCGAGUACGAGGAUGCGGCGCGGCUGACGGCGAAGCCAGGCACGCCGGGAGGCCAGGAUAGACACUCAUCCCUUUACCAUGCCUACUCUGACGACAAUAUUUACGAGGACAUCGUUUGUGAAGUGACCAGAGAUAGCCCCUAUGAGGAUGUCAAGCUAUCUCCCAUGUGUCUCCCUAUUGCAAGGCCUCGCCGCCCAAAGCUGCCUCCUAAACCCCAAGCGUUGCAAGACUACGCUAGCAAAGUGGAAAGGAAGAGGUUCCAAACGACUACAGCAUCUAAAUCCACAAGUCUUGCCGAUACUCCCAAACCAGCGACACCCCGGCGCGCAAGCACUCAAAAAAUCCAGAGGACGCCUCAGUACGUCAACAAGAUUGAGACCAUCUUUGACGACAAGCGAGGGAGGAAGAGAAUAAAGAACCAGGGACUCUCACUGCGAGAGGAGACCAGUGGGACGGAGAGCGACGCCGAGGACAACACCACAGACUCCAGGAGAUCAGUUUACAUCCAGUCUACACUGAAACGUCGGCCAGGCUACCGCACCCUGGAGAGAGACCUGAUCCAGCUGCAGCAGCAGAAGCAGCAGCUUUUCCAAAUCUUUGUGGUGGUGUCGCUGAGAAAAGGCUCCCUGGGAAACACCUACUCCCCUGAAAUCACGCAGCAGUUCCCCAAACUGUUUGAGAAGUCAUCCCGGCUGUCCAAAGAGGCGGAGGAUCAGCUGAGGGUCAUUCCUAAGUUCUGCUUCCCGGACUCACACGACUGGAAGCCCUCUGCACACAUGCCAAGUGAGACCUUCUCCUUCGUCCUGACCGGAGAGGACGGCAGCCGCUGGUUUUGUUACUGCCGUAAGAUCUUGCCCAUUGGAAAAGGAAAGAGGCUUCCCGAGGUGCACUGUAUUGUCAGCAAACUGGGCUGUUUCAACCUCUUUGCAAAGAUUUUAGAGGAGGUGGAGAGACGCAGGGAGAUUUCCCCACCGCUGGUGAGCCCUUUUAUGCGAAGCGUGAUGGAGGCCCCUUUUCCAGCCCCCGGACGCACAGUCACAGUGAAGAGCUUCCUCCCGGGCUCCGGGAAUGAGGUCCUGACUUUGUGUCGACCAGUGGACUCCAGACUGGAGCACGUGGACUUUGACAGUCUGCUGGAGUGUCUCAGUGUCGGGAAUCUCCUGCAGGUGUUUGCCUCCCUUUUGCUUGAGAGGAGGGUAAUCUUCAUCGCUGACAAACUCAGUGUGUUGUCUCGGUGUAGCCAUGCAGUGCUGGCGCUGCUGUACCCCUUCACCUGGCAGCAUACCUUUAUACCUGUGCUACCGGCCAGCAUGCUGGACAUCAGCUGCUCCCCCACCCCAUUCCUCAUUGGGGUGCUGUCACCGUGCCUGCCACCGCUGCUGGAACUGCCCAUCGAGGAGGUGCUCAUAGUGGAUCUGUGUGCAGACAAGUUUGUCGUUCAGCUGGGUGAUGAAGACUGCAUCCUGCCCAGUAAACUGCAGGCAGCACUGCAGCAGAUCCUGGAGGACAGGGAAGAUAUCCUGAGACAGGGGGACGGAGACAGCUGUGGAGGUCAGCAGGCUGACUUGAGCUCUCUGGUGUCGGAGGGUUUUGUGCGGUUCUUCGUGGAGCUGGUGGGCCACUAUCCCCUCCACAUGGUCGAGUCCUCCAACGGAAGCAGGGAGGUCCAGCGCGAAAGCUUUCGCAAAUCUCACCCCUCCCGUGGAGUCCGCCAGUUCCUGCAGCUCUUCAUGGACACUCAGAUGUUUGCCGGCUUCAUUCAGGACAAAGAGCUGCGCAGCGGAGGUGUAAGAGGUCUCUUUGAGCUCAGAGUGGCCGAGUAUCUGGAUUCGUACCCUGAGCCGGAGCCAAGCGGUGUGAACAAAUUUCUUAAAGGACUGGGAAACAAGAUGAAACUCCUACAAAUAAAAUGAAACCAGACCAACACACCGUGGCUUUUUAAAUGAAAGACUUUGUAAUUACAAACGGAACUCUUGUUGCUGCUGGACCGGAGGAAAUGAACGUGGAUGAGAGUCUUGUGUCUAGAUGUGAAUGAGACGUUUAGGUAUGAGAGGACGGGAUUCAUUGUACACAUCGUACAUUCCUUGUACAGUAUGCAUGUCUGAGAGCAGUGCACUUUUUUAUUGGACGAAAACUGGAAAGGCUUUUCCUUUUCUAGCAUUGUUUUAUGAAACCUUGAGGACGAGGCGUUGUGUCUUUGGAAAACUACAUAAAAAAACAUUCCAGCUACUUCACCUCAGUUAUCACCCUGAACAUGUGAGGUUGUAACUAUUUUCUCUUUGACUGGAAACUUGUUUACUUGCAACACGUUUUACAUGCAGUAAAUGCAACUUUAGUGUAAAAUUCACUGUUGUAAGUACUUUACAACUGAAAAUAAUCUGUAUGGUUCCAACCCGAUGCAUGUUUUUAUACAUUUUAAUAUCAAAUUCCAUUACCCAUGUUGCAUUCCUGUAAGCACAAACUGUACACAAACCAUUUGUUUACUGCGUUUCCAUUUGUUCGCAUUUCAGAUCGAGUAGGUUUAUUAACUGUGAUCAGAACAUUUCAAAGUGUUAAGACUCCGGUUUAAAACCUCAUCAAUCAAAGUGAGUAUUUACAUUUUGAGGAAAUUAGAUCUGUUCUUCUGUCUUUCUCCUUGUUAACUGGAGUUGUAAAUAUAUAUAUAUAUUUUAGAUUUUGCACAUUGUUGAGAACCAGUGUACAGUAUUUGGAUUAUUUUUGUAUUAAAGCAUGAUGUGUCCUAUAAAUAAAUGGGUUCCCAAGGACUGCA